CACUUUGGGCACAUGGGACAAAAGGGGCAGGGUCUCAAGCACCCUGCCCCCUGCACGUGCCUGGAUCACAGUGAUCUUUGAGAGCUGAAUCAUACAAAUGUCUGUAUUUACGAACCUCUGCCAUACUAGUUCUUGCCAGUCCGCCAUGUUAUUCCACGUUCGACUGUCCGCGUGGUUAGAAAAUUUCCUAGGUGCGCGAUGCGGAAAAUUUGGGCCGUGCAGAGGUGCGGUGGAGGGGCGUGGUUGUUAAAAUGAUGCAAUUUCACUGCGCGGACCUCGCGGACGCGUCAAGCAUAAACCAACCUCAAUCCAGGGGUAGCUAUAGUGCCCCCUAGCACCUCCCCUGGCGCCGCCACUGGAAAAGAGCAGAAGAGCAAUGGAACAGAAAAGAAACAGAAAGAACAUAACAAGGAAUGAUAAAAUCAUGCAGAUAAUCUCCCAAACAAAGGCUUUUUGUUAGUGAUGGCUCAGUAAUAGUGACCUUUGAAAAGAAGCUUUAACUCAUCUUCUUAAUGAGGAGCUUUGACCUUAAUACACUGCAAACAAUGCUUGAGUUUUGAAACACAUUUAAAAAAAGCUCCCGAGUACAAAAAGCUCCUUUAUCCCCGUCCAAACUUUCCUUGAGCCUUAAGCCGUAUGUAAUCCUACUAACCAGUCCUGCUCCUCCCAUUCCAACCAUUAAUAAAAGCAUAGCUAUCAAGUGUGUCUGCCUCACUGCCAUCAUGUUUCUCAUCCAACUGCUCAACUUUUUCUUUGCUGCCUCCAAAAAGGAAGAAGACUGUAAAUAUGACCUGUCUCUGUACAAGCGUGGCGACUUGCUAGAGGUGCCCCGGACCUUAUUCACACACUUUGGUAUUUACUUGGGCAACGAUCGGGUGGCACAUUUAAUUCCAGACAUCCUGCCUGCAGUUUUCAAGGAUAAAUCCGCCAUUGCCAAGAUGGUGACAAAUAAUCGUUUACUUAUGGGGGUCAUCACCAAGGAGGCCAGUGUGAGAGUGGACUCGGUGGCAGAUUUUGCUUAUGGAUCGGAUAUUCUCAUCAACCACAUGGAUAAAGCUUGCAGACAGCCUCCACUGGAUGGAGAGGAGGUGGCACGAAGGGCUGAGAAGCUCCUGGGAUCUGUCACCUACAGCUUGCUGUGGUACAACUGCGAGCACUACGUCAUGUACUGCAGAUAUGGGAUAGCCAUAAGCUACCAGACAUACCAGUUCUGCACAACAGUCCGUAAGAUUGUAUUCAGCAGGAUGAGCGCCUGUUUGACAGCAGUGUGCGGAGUCGGCACCAUGCUGUAUCUGGGCUGUGCAACGCCGCUGAUGCUACUACUCAACCUGCUCGUCUCUUUCACCAUCUGGAUGGCGUCAUAAACCCCCCCCCCCCCCCCCCCCCCCCAAACUGUUCCAUACAAUGAAACUGAUAAGGUGCAUUUGUUUUGUGGCAUUUAAAGGCAACAAUUUCAAAAAAAUAAAUAUGUAUGAUUUAACAAUUGUGCUGUCAAACCGUCUUAAAUAUUUUUGUGUUUAUUUGUAAAGUGUAAUCAUUAGUUGCUCAGAGAACGUAAAUAGAAACACUGGAAGGCAGAUCUAUGAAGGGGGGCAUGUUUAGACUUUUUUUCAGACUUGACCUUUCUUUUCUUUUGUUCAGACGUCACAAAAUAUGUAUCUGAAGCCCUUUGCACAAAAUCCAUCUCACAUGAAGCAAUUUCAGCAGUUUUAUUCUUGACAUUGUGAGUACCUUCCAGAAUGAUCCGUUUCAGGGCUGGGUAGCCACACUGGCAACUAUUGUUGCCAAAGUGUAUCACUGUCAUUUUUGACUCACAUAAAAAAAUUACAGUGUUACUAACCCAACAUGUUCCACUUAUUUGUUAGUAAACAACUUAGACAAAAGCUUUGUCUAAAAAAAAUUUGUUUCCAAGUGCUUCCAAUCGUAUGACAUCAUCUGCUUCCUGCUCCUUCCUGCUGAAGACAUGGCGACUGCAAAGCAUCCUGGAAACAGGUCAUUUUUAGACAUUUCAGAUGAACUGCCCCAAAAUAUAUUUGUAAUAAUUUACUCAUUCAAGUCUCUAUAGUAACCCUCCAUCCAAAAAUUAUACCCAAGAUAAAUAUUUGUUUCUUAAUAGGCUUAUUUCUGUAAGUGGCAACAAUAUAGGUACAAAGCAUGUCGCUAACUAAAGGAAAACUCUCUGCAGGAUCGCUCCUAAUUUACUUAUUUAAAAUAUUGGAAUGAUGUACAAUGGCUCAUUUUAGUCCUCUUAGAAUACUUUUCCAAGCUAAAUAACUUCACAGGUAUCCAAGGCCUGUGUGUAUAGGAUUUGUAUACGUUACCAUACAUCAUUUUCUUGCUAGCAAACAUUAGCUUGUAUCUCACAGUCUAACGAUAGCUAGCUAGUUGAAAAGCUAAUGAAGAUGUUGAUGUGCAGCUGGGGGUGCACUUUUCUUUGCACACAAGAGCUUACAUAACCAGUACACACACCUAUGACUCAGGGUAAUCUAGUAAUCUUCGGUCAACAGUGGUGAAAUCCAUCAUCACAAACUCAAGUGGGAUAUUGCUUUUACAGAACGUUCUACAUAUGGAACAUGACAAUGUACAAGGGAUGAUAUUGAAGAUUGAGUAAUAGCAUAAUAUGCAUGUUUUGACAUUGAUUUAGGUCCUGGAAAAACGGGCAGAUGGAUCUCCUCUCAUUCCAGAGGCUGGUAGUCCAGACCCUCCUCCAGGGGGGGUGCUAGGAAAAAUUUUGCCCGAGGAAAAUAAUGCCCCAUGGUCGGCCCUGGUUAUGACGAUAUUCUCUAUUCCUGUUAUUAGGUGACAUUUCACCUACUGACAAGCUGUGAGACCACUGGCAACAUGAGUUGCCAGUCAUGCCAUUUUCUUCCCAAAAAAGUACAUAAUUGAAAAAAAAAUUAUAUAACAUGAUUCAGAGGGACUUUACUGAUAAAAUGAUAUGCAUUACGACUCUGAAAAAAGUUUGGGCACAAAGUUAAAAAUCUCUGUUCCAGGAGGGGCUCAGAGUGGAGUUGCUGCUUCUCCAAGUGAGAGGGGUUUCUAGUCUAAUUUCCCCAUAUGUGACAUCACAAACAGGGGCUUUUGAAGUGACUUGUGUCAGGUGGAUUUUUGGAAUGUUUUACAGGCAGUAGAGACCGUCGGGGUGACAUAAAAGGCUGUGAAAGGUGAGUUUUGCCUGAUAUGUCUCCUUUUGUAGGAAAUAAUGCAUGUAAGGUGAAGUAUUUUUGGGUUAAAGUUACAAGAGUUUCACCACUGAUGAUUUUCCUUCCAUCCAUCCAUCUUCUGAACCUGCUUUGACCACGUAGGGUCGCGGGGGGGCUGGCACCUAUCUCCAGCGGUCAAUGGGCAAUCAGGCAGGGUACACCCUGGACAGAGAGCCAGUCCAUCGCAGGGCAACACAGAGACACACAGGACAAACAAUCACACACACACACACACACACACACAUACACACACACACACACACACACACACACACACACACACACACACACACACACACACACACACACACACACACACACACACACACACACAAACCAACACAUUCUAACACCCAAAGCAUCAAAAUAUGACACGUGGGACCAAGCGUCAAUGUAUAACGAUUCGGGAUGCCCCAGCAUGUCAGGAGACGAUCAGGGACAUGUGGCCCCGCUGGCGUCAGUGUUUGAUGCCCGCGGUCACAUGGACAUUAUUCGACUAUUUAACCUUCCUCUCACCCCAAUCCUAACCUCAGUAACUGUGACCGUAUGGUUAGGAUUGGAGUGAGGGGAAGGUUAACUAGUUGACAAGUCGUUCUAAUGUCCGUCUCACCACCGGCAUCGCAUACCAACGCUCUGGGACGGUGUGUCAUCAGUGUGUCCCUGAUCGUCAUUUCCUGACGCGCUGGGGCAUCCCGAAUCGUCACAUAUUGACUCUUGGUCUCACACACACACACACACACACACACACACACACACACACACACACACACACACACACACACACACACACACACACACACACACACACACACACACACACGCUAACAAAUAGAUUAACAUACUGGUCUUCACUGCAGAGCAUUUGGCCUGCCCCCAUUCAUUUCAACAUACUUAUACUUUGCUUUCUUUUGCUCAGAUGUGUGCACAGAUCACUAAGCUGUUCAAAAUAUUCAGAGAAAGUAGAAACAAUCUGCAGUCCAGAUAAAAUCAAUUCAAAUAGAAAAUAGAUUAAGAGGAGUAAAUUGCUUCACAGCUGCAGGUAACACACAGCAGUGCUUUCCAGCUGCUUUAAAAACUCAGAACCUUGCAUAGCUUCAUGAAAACAGAACUCAAAUACAUAAAGACAAACAAAGAAUGGUUUCUGGAAUAAUUUUUGUUUUCUGAAUGUAUAAAAUGUGAAAAUAGAAGGCAAGUAGAAGCCGUUCUUAGGAACUGGUACUGAUGUGACACAGCUGGAAGGGAGCAGCUCUUAAAGUUUAUUUCGGGUCAACAACAAUAUUUCUGACUAACCUCAAGGUCGUAAGGGUGUUUGAAACAUGGCAACAGGACUGUUUGCAGUCACUCACCUUCUUGGAACUGAUGACAUGCUGUAGUUUCAAUUCAGUUGGGCUUGUUCAAAUGAGUUUAUUUAUAUAGCGCCAAAUCACAACAAGGGACGUCUCAAAGCACCUCACGAAGAAAACAUUUCAAUUGAACCUGCUUAUCAGAGCACUGAGUUCAGUUUAUUAUGCAAAUCAGUUAAAAGCCAUAAGAAAACUCAGCAGAUUACAUUGAGUCACUGACUUGUGUUGAGACUUUACAGCAAUCCCCAAACAAUGCAAGCAGGUAGCGACACUCUGUUUUAACAGGAAGAAACCUCCAACGGAACCUGGCUCUGAUAGGAUGGAGCAGAGGCACACAAACACACAUUUGUACCAAGUAGUGUUGCUAUGGCUGCUUGCAAUUUCUCAGUAUUAUUCUUUUUCUGAACAAAGUAUACUUUGCUGUCCCUAUUUUUAAUCAACCCUGUAAUUAACUGAUCAGAUUAUGUCCCUUUGUCUUUGGCAAAAGCACCAAGAAAACAGACAAAAUGGAUUUAAUUAACAGAAAAGCAACCUCAUCAGCUGUGACAGGUAGAGCUUUUUAUGCUGUUCUUUUCCCUGGAAAGUCAAGCUGAUAUUUAGCUUCCAGUUGGAGAUGAUAGUUCCCAGUAGGUGGAAGGUUUUUGCCUGAUAAUAAAUGUAACGUAUAAAGUCCUGAAGUACUCGCGGUAACAUCUCCUUAAAACAUAAAAAUCAGUGGGGUCAGACUUCCUGGGAAUUCAGCUUGAUGAAUAGACAAAUGUUAACGAAGGGUGAUAAUCAGGGUUCCAGUAUAAUUAGCCACUAAUCUUGAGCAGAAGGCUUAAUAUUGAUUUCAGAGAGGCUGAUGUAACGUCUGAACGUCACAGGUUUUAUUCAUGUGAGUGCAGGUCCACAGAAGCUGCUGAGAUGGGAAAGGUAACCUGGUUUUGUUGCCUGUAAAAUUGGCCUCUAAGUUUCAGCGUGCAGCCACAAAGCAAAAUUAGAUUUUCUCUUCUCUUCUUUGUACAUCAGGUUCUCUGCUUCUGUCAACAGGAAAUGAAUUUACACAACCAACACAAGCUGAUCAUGACUGGGUCUAUAUUUUUACGCUAACACACAGCACUACAUGGUAGGGAAACGAUUUUAUAUGAAAGAGUUUUGAAUGGAUCUAUGAGAGUUCAAACUGUGGUUUAAAAAUAGUUAUCAUACUAAUCUAAAAUCGAAAUAGAAAAAAAAUUAAGUUCAUAUUUUUCCAAAAAACUAAAAGUUUCAAAUGUGUGUUUGUGUGCAUGUGUGUGCAUGUGUGUGUCUGUGUGUGUGUGCGCGCGCCUGUGUGUUUGUGUGUGUGUGUGUUUGUGUGCGCGCGUGUGUGUGUGUUUGUGUGUGUGUUUGUGUAAAAUGAUGCAAAGAACAAGAACGGAAAACCCUUCUGCAUCUGUCUGUGGCAAUAUAAUAAUCCCGUUUAGUCCUAUAUUAGGGGAAAAACAGAUAAGAUUUCCCUAAUUUCCCCUGGGAUUAAUAAAGUAUCUUUGAAUUGAAUUGAUCUAAUAAAAAACAGUGGACAAAAGUUUAGUGAGUGCAAACUUCAGAAAAUUGAACAAGAACAUCAGACUCCCUUUCAUCACUGGUAACCAGUAAAGAGGUAAAUGUGCAAAACAAC
Molecule: messenger RNA, 6185 nt
Organism: Nothobranchius furzeri (turquoise killifish)
Lineage: Eukaryota; Metazoa; Chordata; Actinopteri; Cyprinodontiformes; Nothobranchiidae
Product: lecithin retinol acyltransferase
Biological process (GO): vitamin A metabolic process; retinol metabolic process
Cellular component (GO): rough endoplasmic reticulum
Molecular function (GO): phosphatidylcholine-retinol O-acyltransferase activity
Source: RefSeq, a predicted model, not a curated record